Molecule: messenger RNA, 300 nt
Organism: Candidozyma haemuli
Lineage: Eukaryota; Fungi; Ascomycota; Pichiomycetes; Serinales; Metschnikowiaceae
Exons: 1
Coding region: 1-300 (99 amino acids)
Source: RefSeq, a predicted model, not a curated record
AUGCAUCCCCAGUUAGACAGAAACAGGUUCGAUAGCUGUGAAAAGCUCAUGGACGCUCUUGAGGAGUGCCACAAAGCCGAGUUUCUCAAAAAGGCCAUGGGCAUGUGUAACUUUGAAAAAGACGAGUUGACCAAAUGCAUUCAUGCUCAAAGAUCAGACGACGCCAAGGCAAGAAUUAGAGCCAGCAGAGAGAAGCAGAAGGUUUUGAAGGAGCAGCAGAAGAAGAGAGAUGAGGAGUUGUAUGGGAAGAAUAAUUAUUUGAAGAAGGUGAUUGAGAUGGAGGCUCUGAAGAGGCAGUAG